Molecule: messenger RNA, 1197 nt
Organism: Sphaerulina musiva SO2202
Lineage: Eukaryota; Fungi; Ascomycota; Dothideomycetes; Mycosphaerellales; Mycosphaerellaceae
Product: FAD/NAD(P)-binding domain-containing protein
Exons: 2
Coding region: 1-1197 (398 amino acids)
Molecular function (GO): monooxygenase activity; FAD binding
Source: RefSeq, a predicted model, not a curated record
AUGCCUCCACAGGCUAUACGAUUGCUGCGGCAAUGGUAUGUCGCUCGCCCCGAUUCUACCACAAGGGCUCAUCAGUAUGUGGACGAGGCAUGCGGUACUCCUCUAAGGGGAACUCGCAGACUAGACGCGGAGACUUUGCAAGUUCUACUAAGCUCCAGCUACGACACUGACGAGGAAACUUAUGGUGCCUCAUUCUCCACCUAUCAUCGUGCAGACCUGCACUCUGCCUUGCGCGUACGCGCCGAGAGUGCUGGUGCAAAGGUUGUUCUCGGGAAAAUGGCAGUCAAGCUCAACUGUGAGGCUGGCGAGUUUGUGGUCGUAGACUCUCACAGCAGGACGGGAAAGGAAGUCGUCAAAAAGGAUCUUAUCGUGCUAGCAGAUGGAGUCCACAGCAUGUUUGGCGCGCAUGUCACGGGCACGCAGAUACCUCUGCAUGAAACAGGACGAUCAGCAUUUCGCAGCUUAAUCCCCAUGGAUAAACUCCUCUCCGAUCCUGAAGCAAGCAAGCUGUUUCAACAAGGCGGACAUCUCGAUCUGACGGGAUGCACACAUCCCAAAACUGGAGUCUUUCUCGUCACAUAUCCCUGCCGCAGUGGCGAGGUCAUGAAUAUUGCCAUCUUCACCCGUAUGCAGCCCGAGAGCCGUCGAUUGAGCGACUGGGACUCUCCAGCCACAAUCGAACAAGCCUUGAAUGGGCUUGAAGGCUUUCACCCUUCCUUCAAAGCAAUGAUCCGGUGCGCAGAUGACAUGCGAGUAUAUACAGUCUUACACCGCGAUCCUCUACCCAACUACGUCAAAGGGCGAGUGGUGUUGAUUGGAGACGCCGCACACCCUAUGCUCCCCACGCUCGCAGCCGGAGGUUCCACUUCGCUUGAAGAUGCUGCCGCCCUGGAAGUCCUUCUCCACGGUCUGAAGCCAGAUGAGCCAGCCAAACUCGCAGAUCGAUUACGCCUAUGGGAGGCCCUGAGACUGCCACGAGAUGUCACCACGCAAGUUCUCAGCAAGACAAUGGUACAGCCAAAACCUGCAACUGCGUUCGCGAGCGAGGUCAGACACGAGUCGAGAAAGGCGCUGGAGUGGGCUGAACGAGAUGGAGGAUUUGCAGAGGAAAAUCUGAUGGCAGUCAUGCAAGAGAGAGGCGUGAUCAGGCAUUUCGGUGGUCCCUCCUCUGACUCUCCUACCACGGCCACCGCAUAG